AUGGAAUCUACAUGUAAAGAGAGGAGUCUUUUAUACUUACUUCUCUUUGCAAUAUGCACAGCCAGCGUUUGCUUUUGUGCAAGAAGAUCAAAUGCUCGGAGAUCUGAUCGUCUGAGUCCUCCGCUAGACAUCCAGCUGGAGACAGUCAACUGCACCGCCUUUAGUGUACGAUGGAAGAUGCCCCGGCGACAUGUUAGCACCAUCACUGGAUACAAGGUCUUCUACACAGAGAUGAGGAAUGGCCUUCCGAUGGGUACAGUGUCUUUGAUGGAGGUGCCUCUCAGCUUGGACAUGCUGACCACUGGGCAAUUUGAUGGACAAGCAAGCUUUGAUGUGGACAUCGGAAACCUUAAAAUGAACUCAAAGUACAGAGUCACAGUUGGAGCGUAUGGUUGGGCUGGGGAGGGUAGACCCAGCAUGCCCAGAGAAAUCGCCACUGCCUCACAUGACAUGUGCAUGCCCCCAUCGCCCCCCACUCAGCCUGUUGUCAUGGCUGUAUCUGACACAGAGCUGGCGUUGUCAUGGCAGCAAGGAGAGAAUGAAGGAAGUGCCCCUGUCCUUCACUUCCUGGUGGCUUACAUCAGGCCAGAAAUGGACACGGAGUGGACAUAUAUCCGUGAGCCCAUUGAGACUAACUCCAUGGUUUUGAAGGGGUUAUUACCGGAAACAGAGUACCAGUUUGUUGUCAGGGCAGCCAACGUGCACGGAGUUAGCCCACCCAGCCACAUCAACAACCCCGUGCGCACUCUCGGUGCAUCAGAUGUUGGCAGUGGGGAUUACGGCCGUUACAUCACAGAUUCAAGGAUCAAAGAUGAAGAUGGCUUCGACAUUGAUGACUCUGAUUAUGAUAUCUUUAUUGAAGAGUUGAAGCCCUUUCCAGGUAUCAAUCAGGACAACAGGAAGUCCCAGCUCCGCUCGCGCCCUGAUCCGCCCUCGGGACGCAACGUUGUUUACCGUAUGAACACCAUCGCUCCCAACGCUACUGCCCCUCCAUCUUCCUCCACCACCUCAUCUAUCUUCCAAGAUCUCAAAGAUCUGAUUUUCUCAACCGCCUCAGAGUCAAGUACAGCUAUUGACACAACAACUACUGCCCCACUUACCACUACCAGGUAGGAUUUACCUAUACUUACCGUUAUUUGUUAAACCACUGACUAUGCACUCACUAAAUUUAUCUUUCUCACUCUUCUGAUCCACCAUAGCGUCACUUUUCCCACCACCACGACCGCCCCGACCAUGUCCCCCUGGAAAGGUGAGGUACCUCGUGUGUACGACCUGACCUGCGAUGAUACUGUGUGCCCCCCCGACAGCUUCUGUCUCAGCGAUUACGACGGUGGAGGCUCACGCUGCCACUGUAACCUCGGACGAAGAGGGGACACUUGCUCUGAGGUGGUAUCUGUGAACUUUCCAAGGUUCUUUGGCUACUCUCACAUCACCUUUGAACCCUUGAAGAACUCUUUCCAGACCUUUCAGAUCUCUUUGGAAUUCAAGGCAGACUCUGAGGAUGGUUUGUUGCUAUACUGUGGAGAGAACGAACACGGCCGUGGAGACUUUACCUCUUUGGCUCUGGUGCGAGGCAAGCUGCACUACAGGUUUAACUGUGGUACGGGAUCAGCUCAGAUAGUCAGUGAGAGCCGCAUUGUCGUCGGUCAGUGGCACAUGGUCACCGUCUUCAGAGACGGCAUGAGCGGCUGGCUGCGGAUGGACAACGACAACCCCAUAUCUGGCCGCUCGCAGGGCCAGUACACUAAGAUCACUUUCCGCUCGCCCCUGUAUGUGGGUGGAUCCCCGACUGCUUAUUGGCUGGUCAGGGCCACAGGGACGAAUCGGGGCUUUCUUGGCUGCAUUCAGAGUCUGACGAUCAACAACAAGGCGACGGACAUCAGACCUUGGCCCCUGGGCAGAGCUCUGAGUGGAGCUGAUAUAGGUGAGUGCAGCGACAGCGUGUGUGACCAGGUCAGCUGUGACAAUGGUGGAGUCUGCUUUGCAAACCGUGCCGAUGGCUUCAUCUGUCUGUGCCCGCUCGGUUUCAGGGGAGAUCUUUGUGAAGAGACUUUCUCACUGUCCUCACCUCUCUUCAAUGAGAGUGUGUUUUCGUACGCUGUCAUCCCUUGGCCUCAGUCCUCUCAGAGUUAUCUGUCCUUCAUGGAGUUUGAGCUGACGUUUCGGCCGUCGAUGCCUGAUGGGACGUUGCUGUACAGUGACGACGCAGGCAGCGGAGACUUCCUGGCUAUCAACCUUGUGGAUGGAUAUGUAGAGUUCAGAUUUGACUGCGGCUCUGGAGGAGCUACCAUAAGGAGUGAAGAGAAAAUCAGUCUGGACACAUGGCAUGAGCUAAGGGUGUCUCGCACAGCAAAGAGUGGUAUCCUUCAGGUGGAUAGCCAGAGGCCAAUGGAAGGAAUCGCUGAGGGAGCUUUCACUCAGAUCAACUGCAGCUCACCUCUUUAUAUCGGCGGAGUACCAGAGUAUGAUAAAACCAAGAGGACAUCAGGAGUGAUAAAGCCCUUCACGGGAAUUAUUCAGAAGCUGAUACUCAACGACCGCACCGUCCCAAUAACAACCGGCUCAGCUGGGGGAGUUAAUGUAGCAAAUUCAGCUCACCCAUGUGUGGAAAGUCCCUGUGCCAACGGAGGGACGUGCAGGCCAAAGUGGGACAGCUAUGAGUGUGACUGCCCCUUAGGGUAUGAUGGGAGGCACUGCCAGAAAGAGUGUGGGAAUUACUGUUUGAACACUGUGACUGAAGCUAUUGAGAUCCCGCAGUUCAUUGGCCGAAGUUACCUGACAUAUGACAACAGAGAUAUCCUGAAAAGGGUGUCUGGGUCCAGGACCAAUCUUUUCAUGCGUUUUAAGAGCACAGCCAAGGAUGGCCUGUUGCUAUGGCGAGGAGACAGUCCACUGAGACCCAACAGUGACUUCUUGUCUAUGGGGCUUCAAGAUGGUGCACUAAUCUUCAGUUUUAAUCUGGGCAGCGGUGCAGCUAAUAUUUCUGUCAACGGGACCUUUACCGAUGGAAAGUGGCACAGAGUAAAAGCUGUGAGGGAUGGACAGUCAGGGAAGCUGACAGUGGAUGACUAUGGAGCAAAAACAGGCAGGUCACCUGGAAAGAUGAGACAACUCAAUAUCAACGGACCCUUAUAUGUUGGUGGCAUGAAAGAGAUAGCUCUUCACACAAACAGACAGUACAUGGGAGGCUUGGUGGGCUGCGUGUCCCACCUCACCCUCUCCACUGAUUAUCACCUAGCACUGGUGGAGGACGCUGCUGACGGCAAGAACAUCAACACGUGCUCCAACUAG
This is a messenger RNA of Anoplopoma fimbria (sablefish), 3291 nucleotides long. RefSeq names its product pikachurin. Gene Ontology annotation, molecular function: calcium ion binding; protein binding. Lineage: Eukaryota; Metazoa; Chordata; Actinopteri; Perciformes; Anoplopomatidae. The record is from RefSeq and is a predicted model, not a curated record. The transcript is spliced from 25 exons.